Messenger RNA from Bombina bombina (fire-bellied toad), 3861 nucleotides. RefSeq names its product contactin associated protein family member 5 (gene CNTNAP5). The record is from RefSeq and is a predicted model, not a curated record. NCBI's taxonomy places the organism in Eukaryota, Metazoa, Chordata, Amphibia, Anura, Bombinatoridae.
AUGUCCUUUCAAUCUUCUGCAGAUAAUUGUGAUGAUCCACUACUGUUCCCGUUGCCGCAGACAGCAUUUGACAGCUCUUCAGAACUAUUCAGCACACACAGCCAUAGCUAUGCAAAGCUCAACAGACGAGAUGGUGCUGGUGGUUGGUCCCCACUGGAAUCCAACUCAAAACAGUGGUUGCAAGUUGACCUUGGAGACAGAGUUGAUAUCACAGGGAUUGCAACUCAGGGCAGAUAUGGAAGUUCUGACUGGGUAACGAGUUACAGCAUAAUGUUCAGUGAUACAGGACGCAACUGGAAGCUUUACCGGCAUGACAACAGUGUGUGGACAUUCUCAGGAAACAUAAAUGCCGACAGUAUUGUACAGCACAAGUUCCAACACUCAAUUAAAGCAAGAUUCUUGCGGAUAGUUCCUCUUGAAUGGAAUCCCAAAGGGAGAAUUGGGCUCAGAAUGGAGGUCUAUGGCUGUGCAUACAAAUCGGAUGUAGCUGAUUUUGAUGGCAGAAGCUCACUCCUGUAUAGGUUCAAUCAGAAGCUGAUGACUACAUUUAAAGAUGUCAUUUCUCUGAAAUUUAAGAGCAUGCAGAGUGAUGGAGUUUUAUUUCAUGGGGAAGGACAACGUGGGGACUACAUUACAUUAGAGUUACAGAAAGGAAAAUUAACUCUUUCAAUUAACCUGGGUGAUGCCAAGCUUCGUUUUGGUAACACUCAUACUGUAGUUACUUUGGGCAGCCUUCUAGAUGAUCAGCACUGGCACUCUGUCCUAAUAGAUCGAUUCAAUAAGCAAGUUAACUUCACAGUAGAUAAAUACACUCAGCAUUUUCGAACAAAAGGAGACUCUGAUGACCUGGACAUAGAUUAUGAGUUCAGCUUUGGCGGGAUCCCAGUACCAGGAAAACCUGGGACCUUCAUGAAGAAGAAUUUUCACGGCUGCAUAGAAAACCUGUAUUACAAUGGAGUAAAUAUUAUCGACCUUGCAAAGAGACGUAAACCUCAGAUCUUCAUUGGGAACGUGACAUAUUCCUGCUCAGAACCUCAUUUUGUUCCCAUCACCUUUAUUAGCUCAAGCACAAGCUACCUGCUGUUACCAGGUACCCCCCAAAUGGAUGGUCUAUCUGUGAGCUUCCAAUUCCGUACAUGGAAUAGUGAAGGUCUUCUCCUAUCCACUCGGCUUUCAGGGACCACAGGAAUCCUGCUCCUCCAACUGGUUUCUGGAAAAUUAAUUCUCAUAAUCCAGAAAGAGAUGGAAAACAUAAUUACAUUCAGCACGGGAAGUGGUUUAAAUGAUGGUUUGUGGCACUCCAUUGCUAUGAAUGCAAGACGACAUCGGAUCACCCUAACAUUGGAUAAUGGAGUCACCUCUCCAGUUCAGGCAAAUGUCCCAUUACAGAUUUAUUCAGGACACAGCUACUAUUUUGGAGGCUGCACAGAUAACCUCCCGGCUUCUCAAUGUAUAAAUCCUACUUCUGCAUUCCAAGGCUGCAUGAGGCUCAUCUUUAUAGAUAAUCAGCUCAAGGACCUUAUAUUAGUCCAGCGAGGCUCCUUAGGGAAUUUUAGCGACAUACAGAUCGAUAUGUGUGGCAUUAAAGACAGGUGCUUGCCAAAUUAUUGUGAACAUGGGGGAGAAUGUUCUCAGUCCUGGAGCUCAUUUUACUGUGACUGCAGCGACACAGGUUACAGUGGAGCAACCUGCCAUAGCUCUGUGAACGAGCAGUCUUGUGAAGCUUACAGACACAAAGGGUAUCCGUCUGAUUUUUAUUACAUUGAUUCAGAUGGAAGUGGGCCACUUGGACCAAUGCGAGUGUAUUGUAAUAUCACAGAAGAUAAAAUAUGGACUCUGGUUCAACACAAUAACACAGAACUGACCUCAGUCCAAGGAACAUCUAUAAAGAGACCAUAUUCCAUGACUUUCAACUACACUAGCAGCAUGGAGCAACUGGAAGCAAUGAUAAACAAUGCUGAGUACUGUGAGCAAGAGGUGGCAUAUCACUGCAAGCACUCACGCUUACUCAAUUCCCCAAAUGGAGCUCCUUUCACUUGGUGGUUUGGGAGAGGCAAUGAGAGACACUCCUAUUGGGGUGGCUCUCUUCCUGGAGUCCAGCAGUGUAGCUGUGGAAUGGAAGAAAGCUGCAUUGAUAUGAGACAUUACUGCAAUUGUGAUGCUGACAAGCAUGAAUGGACUAAUGACACAGGUUUCUUAACUUUUAAAGACCACUUGCCUGUCUCUCAGAUUAUUAUCACAGACACAAAACCGAUCAGGCUCUGAUGCAGCUUGAAAAUUGGUCCUUUACGUUGCUAUGGUGACAUUUUCUGGAAUGCGGCUUCUUUCAACACAAUGGCCUCAUAUCUCUAUUUCCCUACGUCUCUUGCUGAACUCAGUGCCGAUAUUUCCUUUUUCUUUAAGACGUCUAGUUCAUCUGGAGUCUUCCUGGAAAACCUCGGGGUUAAAGAUUUUACAAGGAUUGAGCUGAUCUCUCCUUAUCAGGUUAUAUUUUCAUUUGAUGUUGGAUAUGGCCCCAUUGAAGUCUCAGUGCAAUCAGCCACAGCUUUGAGUGAUGAUCAAUGGCACUAUGUCAAGGCUGAGAGGAAUAUCAAAGAAACAAGUCUUAUUGUGGAUAGUCAACCAAGGAAGAUUGAACAUAGCCCUUCAGAUGGGCGUUUUCGACUUCAACUCAACAGCCAACUAUUUGUAGGAGCGACUGCAUCAAAACAGAGAGGCUUUGUGGGCUGUAUCCGCUCAUUGCAGCUGAAUGGGCAGAUUGUAGAUCUUAAAAGGGCUAAAAUGACACAGGGUGUCAGACCAGGAUGUCCAGGACAUUGCAGCAGCUAUGGAAAUUUAUGUCACAACAAUGGCAAAUGUGUAGAGAAACACAAUGGAUACAACUGUGACUGCACAAGCUCAGCAUAUGAAGGACCCUCAUGCACAAAAGAAGUUUCUGCAAUGUUUGAAGCUGGGACCUCGGUCACCUAUGUUUUCCAGGAGCCAUAUCCCGUCUCUGUGAACUCAAGUGCAUCAUCCUCUGCAAUUUAUGCAGAUACUGUAGUUUCUAAAGAACAAAUUGAAUUUAGUUUUGUGACAGGGCAUACUCCAAGCCUUUUGCUCUACAUAAAUUCUUUCUAUCAGGACAAUAUGGCUGUACUUCUCUGCAAUAACGGUAGUUUACAAAUCCGGUACAGAUUCAGCAAAGAAGGAACAUAUGUCUUUACAUUUGAUUCAGAAAGAUUUGACAAUCGAAGACUACAUCAUGUGAAGAUAAGCAGAGAAGGCAAGGAACUGGUUAUUCAGAUUGACAAGAUAAUCAGAGAAAGGCAUACCUUUUCAUUAGACAUCUAUUUUAAAGCUAUCAGAUCUCUUACAUUGGGCAAAGUAGUUGAUAAUCCAGGACUUGAUUCAGAAAUUUCUAAAGCAAACAUAUUUGGAUUUGUUGGAUGUCUAUCUUCAGUUCAGUACAAUCAUCUGGCUCCCCUGAAGGCAGCUCUGCGACAUCCCAGCAUAGCGCCAGUAACUGUCAUAGGAUCACUAUCAGAACGUAGCUGUGGAUCCCUCACUGAAGCUGAUCUCAGUACGGUUACAACCACUUACUCUUCAUCAGAUCCCUUAGGAAAGGCUGAUGAUCGUGAACCUCUAACAAAUGCAGUAAGAAGUGAUUCUGCUGUCAUUGGAGGUGUGAUUGCUGUAACGAUAUUUAUAAUUUUUUGCAUUGUGGCAAUAAUGACAAAGAUUCUAUACCAACACAAAGAAACACAUCGGAAAAGUCAACCAAAAGAAAAGGAGUACCCAGGAAGCAUGAACAGUUCAUUUAGAAAUGAAAUAGACUUACAGAACACAGUGAGCGAGUGUAAAAAGGAGUAUUUUAUCUAA